Messenger RNA from Asparagus officinalis (garden asparagus), 1344 nucleotides. RefSeq names its product protein ALP1-like. The transcript has a single exon. Bases 1 to 1344 code for a protein of 447 amino acids. The record is from RefSeq and is a predicted model, not a curated record. NCBI's taxonomy places the organism in Eukaryota, Viridiplantae, Streptophyta, Magnoliopsida, Asparagales, Asparagaceae.
AUGAAUUUCGAUGUUGGAGGUCCAUCAUACUUAUCAUCAUCUUCAUCUUCGGAUGAUGAUAAUUUUCUGUCCAAUAUCAUUGCAGAGAUUGAUGAAACCGAAGAAGUAAUUUGUGAGUACAUCAACAACAACAUGAUCCUCGUUAACAAUUUACGUCAACACAACUACCAACCGAUCCAUGGUGGCUCGAUUCCCGGUCAUGCAGUGAUCAACCGCGAUCGAGAAAAUGCGCAUCAGAAUUUGGUCAUAGAUUACUUUGCCGAUAAUCCACGUUUUGGAGAAGAUAUGUUUCGUCGUCGAUAUCGGAUGUCAAGAAGUUUGUUCCUUCGUAUUGUUGAUGCAGUGAAAGAUCAUGACUAUUACUUCCAACAACGAAGUGAUGGACUUGGUAGAAUGGGAUUAUCACCAUUACAGAAAGUAACAGUUGUUUUUCGCAUGUUGGCAUACGGUCUACCAGCUGAUGCUAUGGACGAAUACGUUAAAAUAGGUGAGUCAACAUCAAUUGAAAGUAUGACAAAAUUUUGUCGUGCUAUGGUGGAAAUAUUCGCAGAGCGGUAUCUACGAACACCUAACACUAACGAUAUUGCUAGACUACUCUAUAUUGGAAAAAAACGUGGUUUUUCAGGAAUGUUAGGAAGUCUUGAUUGUAUGCAUUGGAAAUGGAAAAAUUAUCCAACAGCAUGGUCUGGGCAAUACACAGGACGUAGUGGGUCACCAACUAUUAUCCUCGAAGCUGUGGCAGAUUAUGAUCUUUGGAUAUGGCACGCAUAUUUUGGUAUGCCAGGCACCAAUAAUGAUAUCAAUGUGCUGGAGUCAUCUAAUCUUUUCUCUAACCUAGCUCAAGGUAUUGCUCCUCCCGCUCACUAUGUUAUUCAAGGAAAAGAGUAUAAUAUGGGUUAUUAUUUAGCUGAUGGUAUAUAUCCGAAAUGGGCUACUAUUGUACAAACAAUCCAACAGCCACAAGGUAGGAAGAAAAAAUAUUUUGCCAUGAAACAGGAAGCAUGUAGAAAAGAUGUAGAACGUGCGUUCGGAGUUCUCCAAUCACGAUUUGCAAUCGUGGCAGGAUCAGCACGUUUUUGGAAAAAACAUGUAUUACAUGACAUAAUGACUGCAUGCAUUAUUAUGCACAAUAUGAUAAUCGAGGAUGAACGUGAUCUUUAUGCACCAAUUCAAGAAGUGAGGGAAGCACCAACACCAGAAGUUGAUAUGGUAGCAGAUGAAACUACAAGAUUUACUCAAUUUAUUGCACGUUACGGAAAAAUCAAGGAUAAAGAUGCCCAUAUUGCGCUUCGUAAUGCAUUGAUAGAUCAUCUAUGGGAGGAAUACACUAAUUCAGAUAGUUAA